Messenger RNA from Python bivittatus (Burmese python), 5904 nucleotides. The record is from RefSeq and is a predicted model, not a curated record. NCBI's taxonomy places the organism in Eukaryota, Metazoa, Chordata, Lepidosauria, Squamata, Pythonidae.
UCCCCAUGGUGGGGUUCGGCAGCAACCGGCGGGGCGGCCGUCUGCCUUCCUUCCUCUUUGCGGCGCUGCUGCUGGUCAUCGCGGUCCUCGCCUUCAACUACUGGAGCUCGUCGUCCCGCCAGACCGUCCUGCAGGAGGAGGUGGCGGAGCUGCAGGGGCAGGCCAAGCGCAGCGACGUGGCUCGCGGGCGCCUGGAGAAGAGGAACUCGGAGCUCCUGCUCCAGGUGGAGUCGCACAAGAAGUACCUGGAGCAGAAGGAGGCGGACCGCAGCCACCUGAACAGCCAGCUCCAGGCCAAGGACGGCCAGAUUAGGAAGUGCGAGGAUGGCAAGAUCAAACUUCAGAGCAACAUAUCUUACCAAAUGGCAGACAUACAUCGCUUAAAGGAACAACUUGCAGAAUUGCGUCAAGAAUUCCUACGACAAGAGGACUAUCUUCAUGAAUACAAGAAAAACAAUACACAACUUCUUAAAAGACUGGAAUACGAAAGUUUUCAGUGUGGGCAACAGAUCAAGGAACUAAGAAUACAACAUGAAGAAGAUAUGAAAAAAUUGGAGGACCAAGUUAUACAGGACCAGAAGCAGACUACACGCAGGAGCCAGUUCACCAAAGACAUUGAGAGAGGAUUGAGUGAGAGUCCAAAAAUACUGAAGGCAACUCAAAAACUGAAUGAAAUUAAGAAUGAAGCACCAUCAACCAACAAUAUAUCAGAUGGCAAAGAAAAGAUUAAACCCGGGGACGAUGCAGGCAUGCCUGGAAUAGAGGAGAAUGACCCUGCCAAAGGUGAAGAUACACUCACUGCAUUGAAGAAGCCACUUUUUUCAACUUCUCAAAAUCAGCAUCAGCCUGGUGGAAAUCUUCUCACAGAAAAAACCCGUUCUCCAAAUCUGGCUCCAGGUGUAAAUGAGGGUAAUGUCGAUAUGGUAAACCAGGUACCACCAAACUACCUGCAGCAUGCAAUUCCUGUUCACGCAUUGGACAUUCAGAAAACUGAAAAAGAGCUUGUGAAACAGGCUUCCAAGGACAGAGUCAGCGACUUUCAGAGAAUGAAGCAAAUCAGGACGAGAGUAUACAGAUGGAGAAAACGUAACACCGUUUAAACUCUUCCUGGGAGUGGCUGUCCAACAAAAACGCUCCAAGAGGAAGGUAUAGAAUGCUCUGAGGAGUCUCAGAGUGCCCCAGGAUAAUGCAAAGGAUCUGCAGACCGCUUUUACGCUGCCUGAUGUCCAUGUAGAUGGCAUCAUGUACCAUAAGAAAAGCACUGAAUAAGAGUGGCAUGCAUGGGAGGAUACCAAGGAGAAAACCACCAGUCUCCAGAAAACACAUUGCUACCCAUCUCGAGUUGGGCACUUGGAGGAUCUGGCAGGCCAUUGGAACAGUGUUCUGUGGGUAAAUGAGAAAAAAAGGUAAUAAUUGCAUUGGCAUUGAGAAACGUUGCGUUUGGAGAACUUCAAGGAAAGAACCUUAUCCCGGCCAUGAGGGGUGGCAGUUGGAGAAUCAUGGUCUGGAGCGGCGUGUCAAAAUCAGCGAUAUUUUUCAAUGGGGACAAAUUCAGAAUCUAACUUUUGGGUAGGAGAAAAACAGCAUGCGUAAAAUGGAGAAGGCCAUAUGGGGCAGGAAUCCAUGCCAAAAAAUACCUGGUGGUUUUGAUGGGUCACAAGCUGAACAUGAACUAGCUAUGUGACUCAGCUGCAAGAAAAGCAAGUGCAGUAUUAGGCUGCAUUGGCAAAAGUAUAGCGCCAAGAUCAGGAGAAGUGAUUGUUCUUGAUUCUGUGUUGGUAAGAUAGUUGUCUAGAAUACUGUAUCCAGUUCUGGGCACUGCAUUUAAGGAAGGACAUUGACAAAUGGGAACAUACCAAGAGCUGAGCAGCAAAGAUGAAAAGGGAACUUGGGAGGGAAAAACUUACAAGGAAUGAUUGAGGAUGUUGGGUACAUUUAGCCUGGAGAAGACUGUAGGGAGACAUGAUUUGCGUCUUGAAGUAUCUUGAAGGGGUGUCAUGUAGAAAACAGACUUGUUCAGAGCUGUUCCGGAAGACUGGGGAAGAAACAAUAGGUCCAAGGAAGAUUUUAGUUUGAGAUGAGAAACCUAUUCCUUUAAUGAUUAAUGCUGUUCAGCAAUGGAAGAGGCUGCCUCUGGAGGCAUUUAAAUAGAGGCUGAAUGACUCUCUGUUGGGGAUGCUGUAGAAGUGGAUUCCUGCACUGAGCAGCGUUGGAUUAGAUGAUCUCUAGAUCUCUUCCUACUAUUAUAUUCUGAUUCUUUAUUAACAGAGCUUAGAUGAAGCUCUGAUCAUGUUGUAGGUCAGAGUAGUGCAAGAUUAUGGGUAGUUCUAAAGAUUCACAAACUCACCAUUGCAAACAUUGUACAUCCAUGGAGCAAUAGCAGAUCUUUGCAGAAAGUGGUACAGGGUAGGGUUUCUGGGAGUGGAAAACUUGAUUUAGCUGGUGGACUAGUAGCAAAAUAUAGGUGGCUGAUGUUUCCAGCAACAAGAAGAUUAAUAAUAGUUAACUCUUCUGAUCACAUUAGAAUAUCAUAAUGUUAAACCAAAAUAAUCACACAGUUACAUGCUGAAAAGCAAAACCAACAUGGCAAUUUAUAAAUGAGCAUAAAAGAGAAUGUAAUAACUAAACCUUAUUCAGGAUUAGAUCUGCACACGGAGUAACAUUUUGAAUUAAGGUUAUUUCUGAUACAUUUGAAGCAUAUCUGACUUUAAAAAUUCUAUUUCUUUCCUAAUUUGAAGUUCUGUUUAAUUUUAUUAGGGCUAAACUGUCUGGGUUGUAGGAUAAAAAGCAAGCAGUCACAUUCCAUUUUGCAUUAGAUUAUCUCACUGGAUUUAUCAGAAUUAUAGAGUCAUAGAAUUGAAAGGUGUCUCAGAGAUCACAUGGUCCAACCACUUGCAUGGUGGAGGGUCCUCUGAGGUGUUUUGGACAGAGGAUCAUCCAGCCUUGGAAGACCUCCAGUGGAGGGGAACUCGCCAGUCCACGAAGCAGCCUGUUCCGCUGGCUGACAGCUGCUGCUCUCAACACAUUCCCACAAUUGCUAACCUGAGUCCACUCCCUGCAUCUUCAGGCUGCUGGCUCUGUCCUUUCAGGGCAUUAGAGAAUACAUGCACUCCAUCCUCUGUAUCACCAUCUUGUAGCUAUUGGAAGACUUGCUAGGAAAGUUUUUUUGUUGAUAAAUGGGAAUACCUACCUACCUACUUAUCGCUCGCUACAGUAUUUUUAAUGGUACAGACUUGUAUUACAGACCACAGCUAUUUAUGUUCAUGCUAAAAAUGUGUUAAUAUAGCUGUGAUAUUUGUUCACAAACAUGACAAUCUCAAGAAGCUUAUUGUAAAAUAUGACCUGUAAAUAAUAAUAUAUUUAGCAUAGUUGGUGGGUGGAAAAAGAGGUUAACUUUGCUAUGAGCUUCAACCAGUCUUUUUAAAGAGGCUGCCCGAGAUCUGUACUAGGGCUGAAGACUUGUUAGAGGAAAAAAGACCAUAUGUGACAGGACCAGAUUUUUUUCUUCAGUUUCAGAAAAUUGCUUUUCCUGAUGGUAAAAUAGGCUGCCUGAUGAAAUGAUGAGUUCUCCUUCCCAGGAGGUCUUCUGGAUAAGUCAUCUGAUUGAAAUGCUUUAAAGGGUCAGACUAGAUGAUCUCUGCGAUACCUCCCAAUUCUAUGAUUCUAUUAUUUUUCCUUUUCAAAAUGUAAUGAAAUGCAUUGUUAAUAAUCCUCUGAAAUCUUUUCUUAAGCUGCUUGUUACUUUCUGUAGCAUACUACCUUUGAAAGCUUAAAAUGCCAUUUUACUAUAAUGUAAUAAUAAUAAUAAUCUAUAAUCUAUAAUCAACAUAAUUUAUUUCUUCUAAACCUGCAACCUCCAAGUCAAGGCUAUUUCUUAAUCUAAACUCCUGGAUCCUGUUUUAUACUGCUUAACAUUAUCUAAUACACUGAUGGUUUUGAAUGAUCAAAUUGAUACGUACAUACACUAAUUCAAACCAUAUUGUGUUUCUUUUGCUCAAGUUAGGAAUAUCUGAUUAUUAAAUUGCUUAUAUCAUUAAGACUUCAAUACACCUCUCAGAAAUAGUAAGUGUCUUGAGUUAUGCUCUCAUGGUAUGGAAGAAUUCUUUCCCUUCAUUUAAAAAGUAGCUUGAGUGUUCAUAAAUAUCUUGCUGUAGCUUUAGGACAUAGAAUGGUAGAGUCUAAAGGGGCAAUGAAGUCUUCUUAAAACAUCUUUACUUUUAAACUUUUGUAUUCUGCCUCUCCUUGCAUUUUCACUGUGGCUACCAAUUGAGGAAUCAACAGUUGAAUACUACAGUAUUAUAAAAGCAAAAGCAAAUUCCAGAAAUAGCAACACAAGUACAAAUGCAAAGUCAUACAAUAGCCUGAUAAAGGCACUGUUAAUUGCAUUCACGCUUGGGCCAUGGAACGAAAAGUAUGGAAAUGGCGUGUUCAGAUUCACUGCUCCAGACAGAAAUAUUUUCUCGUUUUUUUUCCCCCUCCUAUAUUGAUAUUGUAGUUAGGUAUUCUGCAGAAGUAGCUUUUGUUUACAAGACAUCAUCAAUCCUGCAUUCUAGGAUCCCCAUGAAUAGACCUGAAUCCUACUUGGCCUUCUGAAACUUUGUGAAACCAGCCCUCUCCUGUGGGGAGCUAAUUGAUCCUGAGAACACAACCUGUGGCACAACUGUAUUUCCUGGGCUCUAGCGGGCCAGGCAGAUUCAAGCUUCUGUCAACAAGUAGGACUUCUAAAGCUUGUAAAGAGCUCUCAAGAUACUCUUGGCUCCAAGAAUGAGCACUACUCAGAGCCUGCCUUGUCUGCAAUGUUAAGCUAGUAUUUGUUCCUUUAAAGAACUGAGAACUUACGAAGCUAGGAAUUCUUUGCUGCUGUUAUUUUUAAUUGCAGCUCUUCAGGUUUCACAAAGCAGUUGGAGUGUGAUAGCUCUUAGAAGUAAUUAUGUUUACAUUUAUUUACCACGUACAUUUCUUACAAAAUUUAUGAAACUUUUGCUCGCAAGUUAGCAUAGCAUAUAUGUGCCUGAAUGUUUCUGCAAGUAUGCAAGAAAGGUAUGGGACUCAAAUCUUAGCAGUGUUUAAAUGCUGAGUUUGUAAAGGAUGCUUCUGAGGAAAUAUGGAAGGAUUUGCAAGUUUAUUUCUUAAGCAUCACCAAGCCUCCUCUUGCAGUCUUUUACCCUCUGAGAACUAGCACAUUGCACUGGGCUUCAAUUCAUCCACUUAACGUGACGCUGGAUCUUGCCAUUCUUGCAGUGUACAAGAGUUAUGUAAUUUUCUUCAGAUUAAUGUAUUUUCAUUGUGAAAUUAGUUUUCACAAUUGGUACUUUUCUGAAGUAUUGGGAAUUUUCUGUAGGCCAGAGUAUGUUAAUUAUUAUAAAUUUUGCCCAAGCAACCAGAAUUUUUCAUCAAGUCUGAUAAAUGGAAGUCAAGGUAUGCUUAAAAAGUAUUCAGCCAAUAUAAAUUGGUUACUUGCCUGCAUUCAAAGCAAGCAUUUAAGAUCUCUACAUGGAGAACAUAGCAAAUUGAACCUUUAAAAAAAAAUCAUUCUAUGACAAACAGUGGGAUUUGUAGAACAUAUGAGAUUUCUGACAUGUCUUUCAAUUUAUUUAGUCAAAAAGGCUAUAGUUCUUUCCCUCACAACAGAAGUAAGGAUCUUGUAACAUGAAGCAAAAAGUCUACUCUUGACUCAUAUUUUAAACCUUGUGAUUUUUUUUCUGUGGAGUUCUAUAUAAGCAAUAUUCACCUUUCUGAGGUUUCUGGCACUGGAGUUGCUGCAUGUUCAUUUUCCACAAUUCAUUAAACUACCAGGAUGAGUGACCUUGAAGCCUAUCCUCAGAUACUCUUCUCCUUGCUUCAUGCCACUCCCUGCUUCCCUCUGCCCCUUUCUCUUUGCUCCUGACUGAUCCUUUGCCUACU